AUGUUUGCAUUCAGGAAUACAAUCACAAAAUUCUGGGCCUUGAAGGGUGAUACAACACACCAGUAUUUUCCAAUAUUUUUCAUUAUUCCUAAUUUGCCCAUGCAGAUUGCUGGAGCUGGGCCUUCUCAGAUUAUUUUACCUGAUCCUACUCAGCUUCACAGUUUGACUCAGAUUCUUGCCCCCUCAGUUACUUGUGUCAACCCUCAAGGCUCAGGCUGGAGUCCCAACAGCACAUUAGGAAGACAAGACAGAAAAAAUCCUUUCAUGAACCCAGCUUACAUUGUCUUUGGGCCUUUGGUGGCUGGCCUGUGUAAUCUCAAUUUGCAAAAGCCAAGGGUUGACUCUAAUUGA
Messenger RNA from Laccaria bicolor S238N-H82, 351 nucleotides. RefSeq lists its product as uncharacterized. Lineage: Eukaryota; Fungi; Basidiomycota; Agaricomycetes; Agaricales; Hydnangiaceae. Bases 1 to 351 code for a protein of 116 amino acids. The transcript is spliced from 3 exons. The record is from RefSeq and is a predicted model, not a curated record.